This is a messenger RNA of Ostreococcus lucimarinus CCE9901, 2095 nucleotides long. RefSeq lists its product with no specific name. Gene Ontology annotation, molecular function: protein serine/threonine kinase activity; ATP binding. Gene Ontology annotation, biological process: endocytosis; signal transduction; peptidyl-serine phosphorylation. Bases 171 to 1976 code for a protein of 601 amino acids. The transcript is spliced from 2 exons. NCBI's taxonomy places the organism in Eukaryota, Viridiplantae, Chlorophyta, Mamiellophyceae, Mamiellales, Bathycoccaceae. The record is from RefSeq and is a predicted model, not a curated record. Gene Ontology annotation, cellular component: cytoplasm; nucleus.
AACGCCCGCGCGACGCCCGCGCGACGCGACGCCUCGAGUCCGCGCGCGUCGACGACGCGCCGAUCGUCGCGUCGGCGCGCGCGAACGCGCGCGCGCGCUCGAGCGACGCGCGAGCGACGCGCGAGAGAGGAUCUCGAGAAGACGCGUCGGCGCGCGAUCGACGACGCGCGAUGGACGAACCGAGCGAGGAACGAAGCGGGGACCACGCGGCGCCGGUGGGGGACGACCCCUCCACGGCGCCCGUGCCGGAGAAGACGCAAGUCGGGGGAUCGCCCGUGUACAUCGUGGAACGGAAACUCGGAAAGGGCGGGUUCGGGCAGGUGUACGUCGGACGGCGGUUGAAGCCGACCGACCCGAGCGCGACGACGGGGCCGAAUGCGAACCAGGUGGCGUUGAAGUUUGAACACAGGUCGAGUAAGGGAUGUGAUUACGGACCACCGUACGAGUGGAGCGUGUAUAACUCGCUGGGGGGUAUUCUCGGGGUGCCGAAGGUGCACUAUAAGGGGAGUCAAGGAGACUACUACGUGAUGGUGAUGGAUUUGUUGGGGCCGUCUUUGUGGGAUAAGUGGAACGCGAACGGGCAGAUGAUGUCGCAGGAGAUGGUCGCGUGCAUUGCGGUGGAGUCGCUCGCGAUUUUGGAGAACUUUCACAGUAAAGGGUUCGUGCACGGCGACAUCAAGCCGGAGAACUUUUUGCUCGGACCUCCGGGAACGCCGACGGAGAAGAAGUUGUAUUUGGUUGAUUUAGGUCUGGGGACGCGUUGGCGCGACCCAAUUUGUUCGGCUCACAUAGAAUACGACCAGAGACCAGAUAUUUUCCGAGGAACAGUGCGUUACGCGUCCGUGCACGCGCACUUGGGCCGCACCGCAUCUCGACGCGACGACUUGGAAUCGCUGGCGUAUACUUUAUUGUUCCUCUUGAAGGGGCGAUUACCGUGGCAAGGUUACCAAGGCGAUAACAAGGGGUUUUUAGUAUGCAAGAAGAAGAUGGCUACCAGUCCCGAGGCGCUUUGCAGAUACACUCCGAGCGCAUUCAGGCAGUUUAUGGAAGCCGUCAUCAACUUGAAGUUUGACGAAGAACCUAAGUACGGAGCCAUGUCCGGACUCUUUGAGCCUCUGUGCGGCGCCGUCGCGAGACGCCCGAUCUCUACCGAAGGCGCGAAGAAGGUUGGCAUGAAGCGUAAAAUUUCUGACAUGCAGUUUGACACCGACGAUAAGGACCGACUGAAGAAGAAGGUACGCGUCGGCUUGCCCGCGCAGCAAUGGAUCACCAUUUACAACGCCCACCGACCGAUGAAGCAAAGAUACCACUACAACGUGGCGAACUCGCGCAUCGAGCAGCACGUGGAGAAAGGUAACGAUGACGGUCUAUUCAUCUCCAGCGUCUCCUGUUCGGCUGAGCUCUGGGCGCUCAUCAUGGACGCCGGUACGGGCUUCAGCGCGCAGAUUUGGAACUUGUCCACGCACUUCUUGCCGAAGGACUGGAUCUUGGAACAGUGGGACGAUGGAUACUACAUCACCGCGCUCGCGGGUUCGUCCGCCGGCUCUGCCAUCGUCGUCAUGUCGAAAGGCUCGACGUACACGCAGCAGUCGUACAAGGUGAGCGACUCGUUCCCCUUCAAGUGGAUCAAUAAAAAGUGGAAGGAAGGCUUUUACGUCACCUCCAUGGCCACUUGCGGGUGCCGCUGGGCAGUCGUCAUGUCCCGAAACGCCGGUUUCGUCGAUCAAUGCGUUGAACUGGACUUUAUGUACCCGAGUGAAGGCAUUCACCGACGCUGGAACGGUGGUUUCCGCAUCACGUGCUGCGCGGCGACGACAGACCAAGCCGCCUUCGUGCUCUCCAUCCCUCGCCGCCGACCGGGCGACGAGACGCAGGAAACUCUUCGCACCUCGGCCUUCCCGUCCACGCACGUCAAAGAAAAGUGGGCGAAGAACCUUUACAUCAGCGCCGUCGCGUUCGGUCGCACGGUGAGCUAACGCCGCUCUCCGCGCGAUUCCAACCACUUUUUCCGAGGAGAUCGAGCGAUCUCGCGCCGGCGAUAUCGUCUCUCGCGCCUCCUCCAGCUUUCACCGCGCGCGUUCGCACCGUCAUAGUU